AUGUUCCUACUUUCGUCGGCAGCUUCUCUUCACGGGCAUGAGUUCAGUCCCGUAGACACCAAUCCCACUCUAAGAAGAAUUCCUUUACCGCGAUCUGCGUUUUCCACCCCUCUUCCACGAAGAAGUACCGUUUCCGAGAAUUCUCUUUCCCAAUUAUCGAUUCGUCCCGUCAGACCUUUAUCAGCACAUGCAUCUAAGGAGCACGAGCCAGUAGUACGUUUUCAGGAGCCUGAACCUGAACCCGAACCCGAUGCCAUGAGUGAAGAUGGCAGGUCCAUCGCCAAUUCCGAGACCAGCGAGGAGGUGACUGUGGAUGAUAAACGGCGACGUAGACGAUAUAUUCGAAGCCGGACUUCUUUCCAUCUGGCACAGCCUGCCCCAACACGGAUUCGAUUACUACACAUUCGCCCAAAAUUGUUGCUCCAACUUCAAUGUUUAUCGACCAAUUCUCGUCCCAAGCCUGCUAUCGAUGUCAUUCCGUCCACCAUCGUGGUCCCACGUCUGAUGAAGAAGUUCCCACGCAUGUUUAGAGGCAAAGCGGAGCUUGGAGCAAACGACGUGAUGGUACUCAGGAGUGAAGACUAUGACAUACCAAGUAAGUAUAAUUCUGAGGACGAGGAUUUAGAUGAGGAGGGGCUGGAAAAUCGGGAUUUGUUGGCUGUUAUCUGCCAACUUCGAAAGGACUGUGGUGGUGCUUGUGGGAAAGCUGAGAUAGUCCUGGGCGACGGUUCCGUGUGGAUUGCCACGCCUUUGCCAAAUAAUUUGUAUGAAUUCGUUACCGUUGAUGAUAGGGGCAACCGAACUACUGCUCGCUGGGUCAGAAGGAGCACCACACGGAAAAGCAUGGAUGUGUCUGAAGGUCUGGGCAAUCACAACAGGGCCAACGCCGACUUCAAGCUUACUUUCAGCAUCAUCAAUCCGAAUUCACGCCGCCAUCCGGUUAUGGCAACCCUCCACCAGAACAGACUUGACAUCCCAGAUCACUAUACCGUGGUGGCUUCGUCGGCUACGAAAAGUCGUCCCACCUCUCCGACCCGGCUUUCUUCUGCGGGAAGUAUAUGUACCGCCACAGAGGAAGAGCUUACCCAAGAACGCACUCUUCACGCCGUGGACGAAAGUUUGAAAAUCCUGAUUCAAGUCACGGGUAUAUGGGUUACCCUACGCGAAGGGUUUUCCCCGUACUUUAAAUACAAUGACACGAUGGCAUCGGUUGCGACAUCUACAGGUUUAAAAACAUCCUCGGGCGCUGGGACCAAACCAAUGUCCCCAACUCUAGACGGAUGCCGAAUUAGUCCUGCGGUAGCUAGCUCAGGCACCCCAGAAUCCAGCCCUGCUAAUUUUGGAUCUAUGAGUGGCAAGUUUCGCCGGUCAUGUGGAAGAGGCAGCCCGGCGAGUGGUAAUUCGUCUCAAACAGUUGAAGGGGUGGUAACACCCAAGAGAACUGUGUCGACCGGCACGGCUUUCAUGCAGCGUGCCGCAGCUAGAAGGAGUUCCGGAAUUAUUCCCAGCGCUAUUAUAGGUGACGGUGGAGGAGGAACAAUUUUUGAUCCACCAAGGCGUGCUGCCACGGAAAGUUCUACAGCCACCGGCAAAUCCCGGUUUUCCAUGCCUCCAGGCGCCACAACUCCUCCAGACUCGUCCACUGCCACGCCAAAUACACCGACGAGGCCCCAGCGACGAGUCCAGUCGACAUACAUUCCUACGAGCGCGCUACAACACAGCAUUUCCAGCGAGAGUAGUGGUAAGCAUAGUCUAGACUUGAUGAACGGGACGCGGCCGCCAGAUAUUGCCCCGAAAGCCAAAGCCGGUAGAUGGAAAGCCUUCACAAGGCUCUUCCGGCGAAUCAACAGCAACGCUCGCGGCCAAUAG
Venustampulla echinocandica is the source of this 1869-nucleotide messenger RNA. RefSeq lists its product as uncharacterized. The record is from RefSeq and is a predicted model, not a curated record. Lineage: Eukaryota; Fungi; Ascomycota; Leotiomycetes; Helotiales; Pleuroascaceae. The transcript has a single exon. Bases 1 to 1869 code for a protein of 622 amino acids.